This is a messenger RNA of Sciurus carolinensis (gray squirrel), 3869 nucleotides long. It is a transcript of the gene Rffl, whose product is annotated as ring finger and FYVE like domain containing E3 ubiquitin protein ligase. Gene Ontology annotation, biological process: protein K48-linked ubiquitination; negative regulation of extrinsic apoptotic signaling pathway via death domain receptors; proteasome-mediated ubiquitin-dependent protein catabolic process. The transcript has 8 exons. NCBI's taxonomy places the organism in Eukaryota, Metazoa, Chordata, Mammalia, Rodentia, Sciuridae. The record is from RefSeq and is a predicted model, not a curated record. Gene Ontology annotation, molecular function: ubiquitin protein ligase activity. Gene Ontology annotation, cellular component: plasma membrane; cytoplasm. The coding region runs from base 270 to 1460 and encodes 396 amino acids.
GGGGCGGGAGCGGCCGCGCCGGGCCGCCAGGGGAUGGGUGGGGGGGGGCGACUUCCUGGGGCCGCCCGUGAGGAUGUCGCGACCGCCCCCCUGUGCCCCUCAGCCCCGGAGACGCCGCCGCGGCGAAGCCCGCAGCCCCCCUGUCUGAGGCGUCGGGGCCCGGAUCCGGCCUCUCCCCUCCCCUCCUUACCCAGGUGCGGGCCGGGCAGGCGGCCGCGGCAGGCGGCACCAUUCACUCUGCCUGAAAGCUGCUGCUGUUGGUUCCUGAGAUGAUCUCAUCUGAACAUGGCUCCAACAACCUCGGUGGCAGGAAUUGGAGGCAGCUUGCUGUCUGCUGUGGCAAUGUUUUGAAACAGGCAAAAUCAGAUUUUAUCAUGUGGGCAACCUGCUGCAACUGGUUCUGCCUGGAUGGACAGCCUGAGGAGGUCCCACCAGCCCCCGGAGCCAGGACACAAGCCUAUUCCAACCCUGGGUACAGCUCCUUCCCUUCCCCAACAGGCUUAGAACCAAGCUGCAAGGCGUGUGGAGCCAACUUCGCAAACACAGACAGGAAGCAGACCUGUUUGGACUGUAAGAAAAAUUUCUGCAUGACCUGUUCCAGCCAGGAGGGGAAUGGGCCCCGCCUUUGCCUUCUCUGCCAACGGUUCCGAGCCACAGCCUUUCAGCGGGAGGAGCUCAUGAAGAUGAAGGUGAAGGACCUGAGGGACUACCUCAGCCUCCAUGACAUCUCUACUGAAAUGUGCCGGGAGAAAGAAGAACUGGUAUUCUUGGUGCUUGGUCAGCAGCCUGUAAUCUCUGAGGAGGACAGGACUCAUGCCCCCACCUUGUCCCAGGACCUUCCCGAGCAACAGGCCUUCCUGACCCAGCCUCAUGCCAGCACAGUACCUCCUACCUCACCCAGCCUCCCUUCUUCACCUGCACAAGCCACCUCUGUUCCUCCUGCUCAGGAAAGCCAGCAGGCCAAUGGCCAUGUGUCUCAGGACCAAGAGGAGCCUGUCUACCUGGAGAGCACAGCCAGAGCACCUACCGAGGAUGAGACCCAGUCCAUUGACUCUGAGGAUAGCUUUGUCCCAGGCCGGAGGGCCUCUCUGUCUGACCUGACCCACCUGGAGGACAUUGAAGGCUUGACGGUGCGGCAGCUGAAAGAGAUCCUGGCUCGCAACUUUGUCAACUACAAGGGCUGUUGUGAGAAGUGGGAGCUGAUGGAGCGAGUGACACGGCUGUACAAGGAUCAGAAAGGACUCCAGCACCUGGUGUGUGGUGCUGAGGACCAAAACGGGGGAGCAAUGCCACCUGCACUGGAGGAGAACCUGUGUAAGAUCUGCAUGGACUCACCCAUUGACUGUGUUCUGCUGGAGUGUGGCCACAUGGUAACCUGUACCAAGUGUGGCAAGCGUAUGAAUGAAUGUCCCAUCUGCCGGCAGUAUGUGAUCCGAGCUGUUCACGUCUUCCGGUCCUAAGGGCUUGCACCGGCUUCUUCAGUGCCUUACGGGGAUAUAGCCCAGGGCAUCUGGGCUCAGGGUUGGUCAGCUUGCAAAGGGGCAGGCUAACAGGAAAUUUUGUAGUGUUCCCAAGACCAGGGCAAGCAAAGAUGCCAUAACAUCCCUUGGCAUGCCUGUCUUGCCAUAGGGGUGCACCUCUUGGCUGGCAGAGCACCCAAAGCCAGUGGGAACUGGUACAAAUCACAUGGAUGAGUGCCUGUAUCAGUGAUCUUGGGUUGAUGGCAGUAACUGAUCAACAGAGGACUUUCCAGCACUUGGACCAUGUCUUCCUUCCUCUGAGAACCUAGACACAUUUUCACCCUUCCUCCUGUAUCCCACUCAUCCCUUGAAAAUGCUUGCCUCUAAUCAGUCAGAAGUCCUCCUAGAAAUGCUUCCUUUCUUUGAACCCAGCACAUUUGAAUUUAAACUUCUGUUCUCUCUAGCUUUCUGUGCUUUCUUGCUAUACUGCCUAAAAUCCAUUUGUUUCUUUGGACCAAAAAUGUGUUAGUUUAUGUGGUUAAGACCAGCAAUGGUCCUUAGGACAGAAUUUGGAUCAGUAAACUUAUCUCUGGUGAGAAAAUUCUAUAGAAAAACGCUAUAGAAAAAUUUCAAGAUUGUGAAGUCACUUCCUUAAGUGUUGGGAUUGGGAGCUAUUAGUCUCCUGACCUGACUCAGGAAGCUAACAAAACAUCUGACUCAACAGCUGGGAAGUCUAGUCUGUGUGUGCAAGGGAUAGUGCAUGGAUAUUCUGCUUCCUCUUUUUGGGCUUGACUUUGCACUAUCCUUGAACUUCAGAUUAUGAGGAAGGGGGAAGCAUUUGGUGGAGGCAGUGGCUUUCUUCUUAACUUUGGCUUCUGAUUGUCCUUUUCCUAUAGGCAGGAGUCCUAACUACUUUAACGAAGUCUCUCCCUUUCCCACUGAGGUUUUAAACUUGGUCUCACCCAAGGCAUAAGAGGCUUAGGCAAAGAGCCUUGUUCUCCUCUAGCCAGACUUCUCAUGAAGUUCCUGGAAAACAUACAUAUAAGAGCAUCUAACUAAACAGCUGGAAGUCCCUGCUUUCCUUUCUCAUUCUAUAUAUUUGGGAGCAGGCAAGAGGUAGCAUUCUCUGGACCCUUUAUGAAGGACCACGUAAUGAGUAGGUGAUGUUUUUGAGGUAGGGUUUUUACACCCCUGGAUGAGCUGAAGAGCUUGUUUGCUGGAGCAGUUCAAUAGAGACAAAACACACAUGCUAUUAGAACUGUGUGUGUCCAUUACCAAUAGCUGAAAUAAGUAAAUCCGUGGAAUACCUGAAGGCCUUGGCAGAAUCUCCCCUCCCCCAACAUGGUGCAGCCAAGGUCUGAGACUAGAACCAAUCAGUCAUGACUCCAGAAGGCAAAGGGAAACUUCUAAGGGGACCUAUUAUAUUAGUAAGGUUUUCCCUCUGUCAUCAACCACUUAACACCUUAUGAGGAAUUAAACAAUUUCAUAAAGUAGUUGGCAGUGGAACUCUGGGCCACUUGACUUGACAUUAUACUAAGAAUAAUCUGGGCCAUAGAUGGGAUCAGAUUUUCCUGUCAUGACUCUGCCUUCCACCUUUCUGCUGAAUAGUACUGUAGUUUAUAAUGCCCACCUGUUUAGCCAAGGGUCACUGAUUCAUCUUCCUUAAUUCCACUGUGAAACAGGUCUGUGUGUAUAUGCAACUCAGUUAAGAUCUAGCAAUAACUUCAAGGCUCUCCCUCCUUUCUCUGCUGAGCCCUCAACUCCCCUACCUCCCAACUUCCUCCUUGAUAGGAACUCAAAAUAAUAUACUGAUUGCUGGUUAGUGACCUCAGUUAGAAUUAGAACUGAUGGCACUGACUCAAAGAUAAGAAUUUGCCUUUAAAUCUCUUACCUUUUGGUGAAGGUCUCCAGUGGGGAAAAAAGAUGUCAAACAACCCAUUUGCUUUUGUAUUGUCUUUAUUAUUACACCAAAUAAAAGUUGGGAGUUCCAAGAUCCCAUUCCAGUUCAUAUUUAACCCAGGUAGGAAAACUGAUGUUUUAUCCUCGAGUCUUCCCUCUUGUCCCUCAUGAAUCCUUGGUCUUAAUUAUCACAGCAAUGUCUAAUUCCUCCAGUUAUUCUGUGGCUUUUGCUGUGACUGCUGAGAUUUCAGUUGAGACUUAUUUUAAAAGACGGACAGGUUCAUAAUACCUUGGAAUAGUUGGAUCCAAACUAAUAAGAAUAAGCUGUACAGGAAUUAGUGCUCAAUAUAUAUUGUAUAAAUUUGUUGAAAUCUCUUGGAUGUGAAUGUGUUACUUCAAGUGGCUUAUAUGAAGAUUCUCAGACUCACUUGGGUGUUAAAGCAAACCCAAAUGUGUAUUUUUUGUUACAGAGUUCUGCUUUAUAAUUUUGUAAUAAAGUUUCAACAUAGA